AUGAAGAAGCAUCAUCAUCAUCACUCCGUGCAGGGCACCUUCAGCCGCCUCUUCGGGAAGCGCCAAGCCAGCCCCGCCGCCGCUUCCCUCUUCGCCACCAACCCGCCCUGGAUCCUCACGCAGGAGGUGACCUCGGACAGCGCGGGUGGCACCCGUGAUGUGAUUGAAGUGUAUUAUGGUGACAAUCGCUUCGGGACAAUGACCGACUCUGGCACAGCAACGCUUAAACCUCGUCCGAGAGUCCGGCCGCUGCUGACUUUCUUACCCCUUAAUGCCCAAGAAUCCCAUGGGGUGGCUGUGCCAACGCCGUCGGUGCCAGAAAACUUUGAGGAAAAAGCAGCUCUUGGGUCUGGCUCCCAGAUCAAUGGGAACUACCGAAUGUACAGCUCAGUGGGGGACCUGCGCCCACAGGCUCUCGAGGGGGAUGACCUGGACGAAGACAUCCCGCCGCCACCGUCGGUACCCCCACCGCCCCCUCCAAUAGCACCAGCGCCUGCGCCACCACCUCCAGCCUCGCCGGCCCCUCCACCGCCCGAAACGCUGCCUCCGCCACCGCCCCCACCUGAGACGGUGCCGCCGCCUCCUGCCAUGGCACCUCCGCCACCUCCAGCCUCUGCCCUGUCCUCCCCCAGCACGCCGGCUCCUCCAGACUUCAUCCCGCCAGCCCCACCGGGCGCCCCGCCGCUCAGCCAGGCCCUGGCACCCUUCGCCACCGGCAUGUCCAAGUGGAAGUCCGAGACGGUGCUGAACACCAGGCAGGUGGAUGCUGAGGGGCCGCUCUGCCCUGCUGAGGCUGGGGUGCCCACUGCCCCCAGCCCAAAGGAGAGCCUGCAGCCCAAGCACUGUCCCGAGCCCCACCUCACCUUCCCCAGGUCCUUCAAGGUGCCCCCCCCGGCCCCAGCCCGGUCCUCCUCCAUCCCUGUGCAGGAGAGCCAGCCCAUCCAGCGGGAGCCCUUCCCCAGGCAGCCUCAUUCCCGGCCUCCCCUCCCGCCUUGCUUCACCAUAAGACCCGCAGCCAAGGCUCACGCAGGAGGAGAAGCUGACCAAAGAAAUUCCCCGCUGAGACAGGGCGUCGCGAAACCGGCUGUGCCGACACCCCCGCCGCUGAGCCCCAAGCCGGGUCUAGGGCUCAGCCAAGGGAUGAAUCCUGCCGGCUGCCGGUCCCCGCUGCCAAGCUCCGAGAUGGAGAAGGUUCCCCAGCUGAAAACGGGCGAGAGAGACUCUCCUCCAAGAUCCGAAUCUCUCUCUGCGAACGACCUGGACCUCCCGCCUCCGGACUACCCGACCUGUGAGGACGACUGGAGGGACGCCGGCAACCUGAGCAGGCUGCGGCAUGAGCUCUCGGCCCUCCUGCGCUCCCCGCGGAGGGAGGAACGGCCAUCGGAGAAGCCUUCUGGUCCCCGGCCAGUGGACGGCAGUACUGACCGCACCGGCAGCUGUGAGCCCAGCCUCGGCGGGCCCCAACCUGCCGGACCUGCUGGGAAGGACGUGCGGUUACCCGCGGGAGGGGAGAAUGAGAAGAAAGAGGUGCCCAGCAGCCCCCCCAGUGCCAAGGGGGGCUCUCCCAGCACGGUGCUCCCUGCUCCGGAGAGCAACCCCACCGCGCGGACCUGCAGCGUGAUGAAAAUCAGGAACGAGCUGGAGGCUGUGCUGUCCCUGAAGAAAGAAGGGAAGCCUGCCCUGGGGCUCAGCAGCCAGAAGCAGGGCACCGAGGAUGGCAGCAGCACCCCGCGUCUGAGGAAGAGCCCCCCUGACCCGAGGAAAAGCCCCCCUGACCCAGCUGACUCGGUGUUGCCGAAACCGGCCCCAAGCCCGGUCCUAGCACCAGCGGCUGCAGUGGAGAAGGAUGAGAUGGGGCACGAGGACCAUCCCACUCCGGCCACGAGCAAGGCCGCAGAGAACUUGUCCCCUGCUCCCAGGUCUCUCAACAGCAGCGCGAGCCCCCCAGACCCACCUCGGGGACCAGCGGAGGAGCCCCCUGCUCCCGCCUCUCCCUCGCCCCCCGUUUCUCCCGCACAGAGCCCAGCGCCGCAGCCCGGCGCGGCCAUCUUCCAGUACAAAGUGCACCGGGCUGGGGCCGGCCCAAGCUCGGCCGACCCACCCUGCCCCACGAGCUCGGCCAGCGGCCCGCCGGGCGCCUCGGGAGCGGGACGAGAGGAGGUGCUGAUCCACCCUGUGACGGGCGAGCGGGUGGAGCGGGGCUCCCCCAUGGCGCUGCUCCUGGCAGCCCGGCAGCGUGCCCAGCGGGGCCGGCAGGCUGGUGAGGCGGGAGCCACGCCGCGGGCCAAGCCGGCCCUGAAACUCGGCAGCGCCUCGUCGGACACCGCCUCCGCCGGCUUCUACCGCCACGAGUCCAAGCCCUACUCCUUCACCGUGGUGCCCCGGCCACCCGUGGCCGGUGCAGCGGGGUCGGGACGGAGCAAACCUCCGUCCUUCUCCAGCUCCUCGGAGCAGGGCCGGGACGCGCGGGCGGCGGGCGAGGCGCAGCCCUCGAGCCCCCUCCCCGGGCACCGGCGGGCUGCUGCCUCCAGCCUGCUGCGGGGCCUCCUCGAGGCCGGGCAGCCGAACCAGGCCGGCGUGCCCAGGGAGGAGGAGAACGGGGAGACGGCGCUGGACUACGGGAUUAUCCCCCCGCCCCCUGAAUUCAGCAACGAGGUGGACGAGACCGAGGGGUCCCUCCCGAGUCGGGAGGAGAACCGCAAGUGCCCCAGCUUCCCCGACUGCAGCCGGGGCUCGGAUGCACCGCGGUAUUUCAGGUGGCCCGGCUACGGCCGCGGCUACGGGGGCAGCCGUGAGCCGCCAGCCCCGCUGCCCUCGGAGAAGAGCAGGAGGAGCGUCGACUUCACGCCCCAGUACCCAGAUUUUGGCGGCUCUGCCGGUUACUUCAGCCACUGCCCGAACCCCCGCCCGCUGAUCAAGAAGCGCCUGUACGUCUCUGAGCCCGACAGCUCCUACCCCCGGGCGGCUGCAGCCCCCCGGGGCACGGGUGCCCUCUCCUCCUACGGCCCCGGGGGAUACAGCUCCCCGGCUGGGGAGGGGGUCCGCCGCCUCAGCUCUGCCCACAGGAACGGCCCCGCGAGCGCGCAGGGCAGGCGGACCUCCAUUGAUGCUGCCGGGAAAGCCGCGCCGUACGGCAACGCCGGGGCCGAUGCCAAGUACAAGGGGCAGAACGGGGAUUUCUCGCCCGCUGGUGCGGUGGCAGCCGGCAGACCUGCCCACGGCAGCUCGCAGUACAGCGGACAUACCAACACCUUCACGGUCAGGCCCGGCGCGCGGCAGCCCAUCUCCUACACCUACCAGAGCGGCCACCGAUAG
Molecule: messenger RNA, 3315 nt
Organism: Haliaeetus leucocephalus (bald eagle)
Lineage: Eukaryota; Metazoa; Chordata; Aves; Accipitriformes; Accipitridae
Product: chromosome unknown open reading frame, human C6orf132
Exons: 5
Coding region: 1-3315 (1104 amino acids)
Source: RefSeq, a predicted model, not a curated record